AUGCGUCUCGUUCACGCCGUGCUCCUGCCUGGCCUCGUCGUCUUCCUGUCCGAGGUGACUCUGCUACAAGCCCAUGCACUUCGUGGCGAUGCGGCGGGCGAUCCGCCGAGUGGCCUUCACGACAUUGAGGCUAAAGCGGUCGCCGACAACGAAAGUCGAAUGGGUAGAGCCGAUGUUAUGAGAGCGGUCUCCAAUCGUCUUACUGACGCGGGGCUCACUGGUGAUAGUCAUAGCAGUGUAAUGCUCGCGGUGAAAGACCACCUCUAUAGACUGAAAUCUCCUCGUGAUACAAUUGUUGAUGUAGUCAACCGGUGGAUGCAUUCCAAUCACCAUUUCAAGGCCGGCGAGCUUGAUAAGUAA
This is a messenger RNA of Hyaloperonospora brassicae, 360 nucleotides long. The record is from the annotation of a GenBank genome assembly. Lineage: Eukaryota; Oomycota; Peronosporomycetes; Peronosporales; Peronosporaceae.